CACUACACCAUCUAUGCCGUGUCCAUCACCAUCCGCAUCGUGCUAGGCUUCCUCCUCAUCGCGCUGAUCUGGAAGUUCGACUUUGCGCCAUUCAUGGUGCUCAUCAUUGCCAUCCUCAACGACGGCACCAUCAUGACCAUCUCCAAGGACCGCGUGAGGCCGUCGCGCACCCCCGACUCGUGGAAGCUCAACGAGAUCUUUGCCACCGGUAUCGUGCUCGGCACCUACAUGGCCAUCGUUUCCGCCGUAUUCUUCUACCUCGCACACGAUACCGACUUCUUCACGGACGCGUUCGGCGUUAAAUCGAUCAAGGAGAACGAUAGGGAGCUGAUGGCAGCGCUGUACCUCCAAGUAAGCAUCAUCAGCCAGGCGCUCAUCUUCGUGACGCGGUCCCGGAGCUGGUCCUUGGUGGAGCGGCCGGGCUUCCUCCUGCUCUUCGCAUUCUUCGCCGCCCAGCUGGUGGCGACGUGCAUCGCGGUGUACGCCAACUGGGACUUCUGCCGCAUCCAGGGGAUCGGCUGGGCGUGGGGCGGGGCCAUUUGGAUGUUCAGCAUGAUAACCUACAUCCCGCUCGACGUGCUCAAGUUCAUGAUCCGCGCAGCGCUCAGAGCAACAACGUCCAGAACAAGUCGAUGGGACACGGUUCGGAGUGGGGCGGGGAAGAAGGAGCCCACGGCGACCCGCGAGUUUCACGGCGGGGAGCAGCCCAUGGCGACGGUGGCACUGGAAAGUCUCCACGAACAAUGGUGGCCGUCAAGCGGGCCCCGCAUGUCUGUGGUCGAACGCGCUGGUGGACACGGAGAGAGGGGCAGUGGCCCACGCGACAUUGAGAGCAACCCAACGCCCGUGGUGAGAAGAACUGGGCAGUGGGUCCCGCCUGGCGGUGACUGGCGCACGGUUGAGAGAGUUGGGCUGCGUAGAGGAGUUCACAGGGUGGGCUGA
This is a messenger RNA of Zea mays, 942 nucleotides long. RefSeq names its product ATPase 8, plasma membrane-type. NCBI's taxonomy places the organism in Eukaryota, Viridiplantae, Streptophyta, Magnoliopsida, Poales, Poaceae. The annotation marks the transcript as partial. The transcript is spliced from 4 exons. The record is from RefSeq and is a predicted model, not a curated record.